This is a messenger RNA of Phlebotomus argentipes, 1275 nucleotides long. It is a transcript of the gene AP-1sigma, whose product is annotated as AP-1 complex subunit sigma-2. The transcript has 5 exons. Gene Ontology annotation, molecular function: clathrin-cargo adaptor activity. The record is from RefSeq and is a predicted model, not a curated record. Gene Ontology annotation, biological process: intracellular protein transport; vesicle-mediated transport. Lineage: Eukaryota; Metazoa; Arthropoda; Insecta; Diptera; Psychodidae. Gene Ontology annotation, cellular component: AP-1 adaptor complex; intracellular membrane-bounded organelle; membrane coat. Bases 91 to 543 code for a protein of 150 amino acids.
GUCACAACGCUGUCAGUAUUCCAGAGUGCCCGUCCAUUUUUCUCGCGAGUUACCUAUUUUCCACGAAAACCCCUAGAUUUUCCCAUCAAAAUGAUGCUUUUCAUGUUGCUGUUCAGCCGGCAGGGCAAGUUGAGACUGCAGAAGUGGUACGUAGCACAUCCGGACAAGGUAAAAAAGAAAAUAACACGGGAAUUGAUCACGACAAUCUUGGCGAGGAAGCCGAAAAUGUGUUCGUUCCUGGAGUGGAAAGACUGCAAGAUUGUUUACAAAAGAUAUGCGAGUUUGUACUUUUGCUGUGCUAUUGAGCAGAAUGAUAAUGAAUUGUUGACUUUGGAGAUCAUUCAUCGCUACGUGGAGCUUCUGGACAAGUACUUUGGCAGCGUCUGUGAAUUGGAUAUAAUUUUCAACUUUGAGAAAGCCUACUUCAUACUGGACGAGCUUCUUGUGGGUGGAGAGAUGCAGGAGACGUCGAAGAAGAACGUCCUAAAGGCUAUAGCGGCCCAGGAUGUGCUCCAAGAGGACCUCAAUGAAACACUCAAUUAGUGAAAAAAGAAUGACAGUGUCCUUUUGAUUUGUUGAAGAAAGAAGCGUCUAAAGAAGAAUUCCUGUUGAAAUUUUCAAAGGAUAAAGCUUCAAUUGCCUCAAUAUUUUGAUGGGUAAUUGAAAGAUGAGUAAUUUAUGCAUAAUUUAUUAUUCCCAAAAAGUUCUAUUUAUAUUGCGCUCCCUUUAUUAACCACUUAUUAUAUCCCAAGUAGUCAUCUUGAGCCAAAAGCCUUUCCACUUCACACAUUGCCAAGCGAUUGAUGAAGAGUGUGUUGCAUGGAAAGGAUGAAAAGAAGUAGUAAGAGAAUGUAGUCUAGUCCUUUUAUCAGCUAGUUCAAAAAAAAUAAAGCAAGAAAAGCACUUGAGUAAGAGAGAAGGAAUAAAUCAAAAACUGCUUGACGAGAAAGUGAAAUUAAGAAGAAAAAAAUUAUGACAAGGAAACCCUUCUAAGAUUAGAAACUGUCAGCAGUGUAUUUGUAGAGUUAAGAAUGAGUACAAGAACUCCUAAAUUUCCAUGUCAAAAUUACAAGACACGAGGAAAACAGUGAGAUACAUUUAAUGUUUGACAAUUUAUACAUUAUUUUCUGUAAAGGAAGAUGUGCAGUUGUGCAUCUGCAUAACUGUAUGUCCCUGCUAUUUUACACAUAUUUUUUGGAUUUGCAAUUUUUGUUUUGAAAAUAAAGAAAACACACACUGCAGAAUUUUUUCCCCUCUUCUGCAACAUUUCUUUCA